Molecule: messenger RNA, 993 nt
Organism: Bipolaris zeicola 26-R-13
Lineage: Eukaryota; Fungi; Ascomycota; Dothideomycetes; Pleosporales; Pleosporaceae
Exons: 2
Coding region: 1-993 (330 amino acids)
Molecular function (GO): hydrolase activity
Source: RefSeq, a predicted model, not a curated record
AUGUCGACUAUAAUCACAUCUCCGGCACCAGCUCACGUAAAAACUCGCUUUCUUGUCAUAUCCGAUACCCACUCUGCCACUCCCUUGCAGAAUACCGCCAAUAAUGACACAGCCUUUCGUCCACCGCUCCCCAAAGCCGAUGUACUUCUCCACUGCGGCGACUUGACCAUGGUUGGUCACUUGGCAGAGUAUGAGAAAACACUGGACAUGCUGGAGGGUAUCGAUGCUAGUCUGAAGCUCAUCAUUGCGGGCAACCACGAUAUUACUCUAGAUGCAGACUAUUAUGGCAAAAAAGGCAGAUUUAUGCACGGGAGACAGUAUGAUCAAGAAAUAUCGGCUAAAGCAAGAGAGUUGUGGACUGGUGAGCGAGCCAAGCAGGCAGGCGUAACUUAUCUCGACGAGGGAGUCCAUGUGUUCAAGUUGGAAAAUGGAGCAAAUUUGCGGGUCUAUGCAUCUCCCUAUCAGCCCGAGUUUUGCGGCUGGGCAUUUCCUUACAAUCGAGAUGAAGACCGUUACAAUCCCUCCCACCAAUGCACUCCAUAUGCCAAACCCAUCGCCGAGAACCCUAUCCCGGACUACCCUAACAUCGAUGUCAUGAUGACCCAUGGACCGCCUUUUGGUGUCUUGGACGCAACGCAAACCGGCGAGCUAGUCGGCUGCCAACACCUCCUACGGGCUGCCAGACGCUGCAGACCACGUUUACAUUGCUUUGGACACAUACAUGAAGGGUGGGGCGCACAGAAAGUGCUGUGGAAUAACGGGGAACUGGAUAUCAAACCUGAACAGUGUAUCCAAAGAGCUGAUACCAUACAUGUUGAUGGUGGGAAGACCGCAAACGAGAGGGCAGCGACUGUGGAUAUUAGCCAGGGAAGCAGCACUUCAGUCGAGUUUGGAAAGGAGACUUUGAUGGUCAAUGCCAGCAUCAUGAAUGUUCGGUAUGACCCACGGAACGGACCAUGGCUUGUGGAUAUGGAUCUUGAGCGAACCAGUUGA